This is a messenger RNA of Ailuropoda melanoleuca (giant panda), 1474 nucleotides long. RefSeq names its product E74 like ETS transcription factor 5 (gene ELF5). The record is from RefSeq and is a predicted model, not a curated record. Lineage: Eukaryota; Metazoa; Chordata; Mammalia; Carnivora; Ursidae. Gene Ontology annotation, biological process: regulation of transcription by RNA polymerase II; cell differentiation. The transcript has 7 exons. Gene Ontology annotation, cellular component: nucleus. Gene Ontology annotation, molecular function: DNA-binding transcription factor activity, RNA polymerase II-specific; sequence-specific DNA binding. The coding region runs from base 451 to 1044 and encodes 197 amino acids.
AACAUGGCCACCCUGAAAGGAAGUGCCGCAUUUUAGAAAGGGUGGUCAGGAAAGGCCUCUCUCUGGAAGUGGUAGAUCACGGCGCACUGACGCUCCUCCAGUCGCCACACGUCGCCUCCACUGGAGACCACGGCUGUGGGCAGCCCGCCGCAGCCGUGCCCAGACCCCAACAGUGCUCUGCAUGCGAACAGGAACAGGUGCCUCUCUGCUGGGGUCUGUCUCUGUCUGCUUGUGGCUCCUGUCAAAACAAGAGACCCGCCUACCCUUCUGCUAAUACCUGGACUUGGCAGAGGUGGGAAACCUACCUGCCAUUCCGGGACCCUGCUGCACCUGCAAGGCUGCGUGGGGCUGGGACACCCAGAGGAGGCAGCCCCCGCCCCAAGGCAACCAUGCGGCAUCCUUCUCGCUGAGGAGGGGCCCGCCCAAUCAGGGCCCUCUCUGGACCCGGUGAUGACGACAUCAGAGGACCCGAGCCCAGCCCAGCCUGGCGGGACGAGUGAGCUGAGGGUGAUGUUGGACUCAGUGACUCACAGUAGCUUCCUGCCCAACACUUCCUUCUGCGACCCCCUGAUGUCGUGGACUGAUCUGUUCAGCAAUGAAGAGUAUUAUCCUGCCUUUGAGCAUCAGACAGGUUACUCCUUCUUUACUGACACUGAAGAGACCAAGGCUGCCAUCAAAGACUAUGCUGAUUCUAAUUGCUUGAAAACGAGUGGCAUCAAAAGUCAAGACUGUCACAGUCAUAGUCGAACGAGCCUCCAAAGUUCUCAUCUAUGGGAAUUUGUGCGAGACCUGCUUCUCUCUCCUGAAGAAAACUGUGGCAUUCUGGAAUGGGAAGAUAGGGAACAAGGUAUUUUUCGGGUGGUAAAGUCAGAAGCCCUGGCAAAGAUGUGGGGACAAAGGAAGAAAAAUGACAGAAUGACGUAUGAAAAGUUGAGCCGAGCUCUCAGGUACUACUACAAAACGGGAAUUUUGGAACGGGUCGACCGAAGGCUAGUGUACAAAUUUGGAAAAAAUGCACAUGGGUGGCAGGAAGACAAGCUAUGAUCUGCUCCGUCAUCAAGCUCCUUUUAUGGAUUUCUUGUCUUCUGAAACAAUCGCAUUGCAAUAGACAUUUGAAAGUCUUUUUGUUGUUGUUGUUGUUGUUGUCGUUAACCUGCAAAUGUGCUGAUAAAAUUUCUCCAUCUCUCAGCUUACAUUUGGAUUCAGAGUCGUUGUUGUCUGCUCCCACGGUGACAGCAACCCUUUAAGGAAUUCCUUCUUUUUUUCCUUACCCAAGGGAAGGAAGGAAUGAUCUUUUGUGGUACCUUGAUCAAACAUUCCUUCCCUCCUCAAGAGUUGUGGAAACACAAUAGCCCGUGCUAUCGGUGCUCCUCUGAGAAAAAGGAUCCGCGUCUCCCAUCUGAGACUCAUCCAAUGCACCCCUUCCAAAGGCUCAAAAGUUUUCACAUCUUUCACUGUGGCAGCUUGCAAAGGA